AUGGGUGGCGCAAUUGAAGCAUUGCAUAUUUUUGAUGAACAUCAUCGAGCAAUACUAACGCAUGUGUACACCUCGAGGCCACUCAGCGCAAAUCAACUUUUACCAUUCUACACAGCUUAUGCGCAACCUCGGCCAAAUCUAAUUUACCUAUCGACAGUCUCUCCACCUACCCUUCUCUUCAGUAUAGUUCACGCAAAUUUAAUAUUUUUUCUUACAUCCUCAAGCGACCUUGAGCCUCUGCUCGCCAUCGAAUUCCUACAUCGUGUUACAGACGUUUUGGAAGAGUUUGUUGGUUCACCACUCUUGGCCCCGAAAAUUGAAAGUAGUUACGAUGUCGUUGCGCAACUUCUCAACGAGAUGUGUGACUGCGGUAUAAUAAGCACAUCUGAACCCAAUGCUUUGAGAGAUCUAGUAGAAGUUGAGGGAUGGAUGGGUAAGCUUCUAGGGAAUAUAAAUAUACCUACUGGACUCUCAGCAUCUUCAAAUUCAGCAGCCAGUACCACACCAUUAUCCCGAUCUUUACCAUCGAAUACAACAGCUUUACCCUGGCGGAGAACAAAUGUGCGUCAUACGUCAAAUGAGCUGUAUGUCGAUAUUAUUGAAACCCUUACAGUAACCAUAGCUCCCUCAGGCCGACCGAUUGCAGCAUUCAGCAAUGGUACUAUUGCAUUUACAUCUAAGAUUUCUGGCGUUCCUGACCUCUUGCUCAAUUUAUCCACAUUAUCAGGGAAGCAGGGUAUUAGCAGUGUGAUGGAGCUUCCUGUCUUUCAUCCAUGUGUACGCUUGGCAAGGUGGAAAGAGAAUCCAGGGGAGAUCAGCUUUAUUCCACCAGACGGAAAAUUUGUGCUAGCUGGAUAUGGCGUUGAUCUAAUGCCUACAGAGAGUCACACUUUGGGAACAGCUAAUUCUUCAAGCUUAAAGCUUCCAAUAAAUAUCGAUGUGAAGACUGGACUUGGUCCUACCUGUUCUGAGUUUGAAGUUCGGUUGAUAAUCAACAGCCUUCCAGGAACUGGAACUUCGUCCGGCUCUGGUCCUAGUCUAAGGGGCGGGCUUACAGGAAACCGGGCCCAGAGUGGGUUUACAGGUAGUAUCAGCAAAUCGAAUACGCCGCUCCUGGAAGAUCUAGCUAUAACAAUUCCUCUGCCGCGAAACGUGAGAAAUAUAUCAGAAAUCCGGACAACUAUAGGCGAGACGACAUACAGCCCUGGUGGCUUAACCCUGGAGUGGCAUAUUUCGGCGAAAGAAAUAAUUCCUGGGAGUGCUACUAUGCGUUGCACUGUUUCAGGUCCCCACACCAACGAUGAAGAAAAAAUAGAAGGCAAAGGCUUUCACCUAGACCCCUCAAAUUACCAGGAAGAGUCAUAUCAAACUUCUUCCAUAGAUACUACUAAGGAUAAGGGGGUAAGCGAGCAAUGUACUAGCUGGAGAAAAUCCCUGAAUAAAAGUCUUAUGCCUAGUUCUGCAACAGUGAGUUUCUCCGUCAAAGGCUGGCUGGCUUCGGGCAUCAAGGUUGAAAGCCUCAACAUUGAUACCAGAAAAAGUCGCGGUCUUAGUGACGGUGUUAAGCCUUACAAAGGCGUUAAAUAUUUGACAGUUAGCACUGAUGGAUAUGAGAUCAGGUGCUAG
Blumeria graminis f. sp. triticale is the source of this 1626-nucleotide messenger RNA. The record is from the annotation of a GenBank genome assembly. Lineage: Eukaryota; Fungi; Ascomycota; Leotiomycetes; Helotiales; Erysiphaceae.